AUGGUCGAGGAUUUGGAGCAAUCUGAGUCUCGCGCCAUCGAGUCCUUGCAUGUCCUGCGAGUUCUGUGCAUGUUUCCGCUCUUCCGCGGUCAUGGGCAUGGGCAGCUCGUAGAACUAGUGGCAUCUUUCCUGGUGCCGUCCCUGGAAGACCCUACGCCAGCGCCGCUCUUCCGACCCGUCUUCUUCGCGCACGUGCCGCCAAACAUUGCGGAGGAAGCUUUUGCGGAGGACCUCGAGCCGGCGAACCUCUUGAGGAUGUGGCGUGAGGUCGCGGUGCUUCGAGAAGACAAUGCAGCUCAGCGGGGCUACGUGAUCCAGCGCUGGCGACGAGUCGCUGGACUUGAGAACCAGGAAGGGCCUGAUCGCUCGCCGCGAGAAACAAAAGGUCUUGCGUUGCCUGAGAUGCUCGGCCUCAUGCGGCCUCUGUUGUUUCACGCACUUGCCUUGUCGACUGAUCCCGACCCUUUCCCCUCUCUGCUGCAGCUGGCCCGAGUGCAGGGUUGCGGGGAACACAGGGCACCGGCGACAAGCCGCAUGUCCGACGGGCCACUCGUGCUGCCGGCUUCUGCGCUGGAAGCGCCGGCGCUUCCUGCGCAGGCCCUCUUCAUCAAGCAACAGUGGUGCCGGGAAAUUUUGGAAAAUGGCAAGACGUGGGAAAUUCGUGGCGAGCCCUGUCGCAAGCGUGGAAGGAUCUGCAUCGCGCAGUCCCAGAGCAACCUUCUGGUGGGGGCGUUUACGAUCGUGGACUGUGUCCUUGUGGCUCGGAGGAAUGCAGCCGGGGACCUCGUGCCGAGGGACGCCACGCCCGCAGGCGCUGCAGACUUCUUGUGCAACGACGCAAACUUCGCUAAGCAUCGUAUCACCGAUUUCUCCGUUGUCUCUUACUCGAAGGUUUUCGCUUGGGUGCUCGCAGACGUGGAGGUCUAUCCCACACCUAUAUCGUGGUUCCCUGGAAAUCGACGCGGCAGUGUGAAGUUCGUCAACCUGACGCGCGACGUUUUGCAUUGCAAGCAAGCGGUCCACGCAGAGCAGUCGGGUUGCUCCUCUGCGGAUGAUGAGCAUGGACGUAAGCGCCCUGCUGCAGCCCCCGCCGAGGUGCUGCCCCUGGAACGCGGGCUGCGGCUGCGUCCUCGCUGGCGUGCUGGCAUUUUGAACCCUGGUGUGUUGGGCGAGGAGCCCAUGGCUGUGGAGGUGGUGUCCACUCCCUUGGAGUGCUGCCCUUUCUGCGAGGGGUCGCCUGCGCUGGCGAGCGGAACCCUUCGCUGCCGAGCACUGGGGCUGUCCUAUCGCCACGGUGUGCAGCAGCUGGAGCUUCGCGGCCGCAGCUGCCGUGGCUGCAAGCUCCAGUUCCUUGGAUGCUGGUGCUGGGGCCGCGCAGAGGGCGACACCGACGUCCCGCGUCUUGCCUGUGCGCCCAGCCAUUGCUCUUGGUUCUUCAUGAAGACUCGCUUCCAUGCGAAUGCAUUGGUGGCUCUGAGUGUCGACUACCUCCGGUUCAUGACCGCAUCUUUCUUGCACCUGCGGGCUUCUUUCCGUGGCCUCGCGAAGAUGCUCCCAGAGCUUUUCCCAGAGCAGCAUUUGGAGCCUAACGAUUGUCAUCGGGUCUUGGAGCACGGCUGGUUCCUGUUCGAGACGCUGAACCGACUGGACACUACGGCGUGCAUCGGCAAGACCAUCGACAUCCGCCUUGCCUCACUCGACACGCUCUGCAACGAGCGUUCGUCGGCGACCCUGCAGGCAGACUCCCUACAGUUGACGAUUCCUCUGGGAUGUUCCCAGCGCCCUUGCCGCGGCAGCCUCUUCUGCAAGCGCCACCAGCUGCUGAACCCACCCGCGAUGCCGGAGAUUAACUGCCAUCGCAUCACGACGCAGGGGAACUUACAGUUUCGCUACAAGGGUGACACAGAGUUUGUCGCGGUCGAGGAGGUGGAUCAACGACGGCUCCGUCAGUACGACUCUCGUAAUCUGCUGACAGCUCUGGAUGAUGAGGCGGAUGCCGCGGCCGGGUCGGGCUCCGAGAGCGGCCAGGGUGGUGCCCGUGAUGCGAGUCCUGCCGUGCUUCGCAUGCACGCAUCGGACGCGGCGAUCGAUGCUUGUGGCGUAUUCCUUUGCCAAGGCACGAGAGCUCUUGCCGAACAAGACUUCUUGUGCUACGACAAUGCCUGCGCUCUGGCUCGCUACUGCCGGAACAAGAAACGACCGGAUUCCGGGCCAUUGCGCGUUUUGAAGGAGAAGCAUGAGGUCUUGACCGAUGUUAACACCGAGGUUCAAGAGCAGGUCUUCGCAUGGGUUCGCUGGCUGGUCUACGUCGCCAAUCCGAUGACGCCUGUGCGGCAUCGCAUCUUCUUCCUGAUCCUGGUGCUCGCUCGAAACUCAGCUCGAGGAGGUACUCCGAUGGCCGCAGAUCGCGACGAAACAGAGGUUCCGGUCCGGCCUGCGAUGCUGGUCGCACGUGCCAGCCCUGGAACAGAUCUUGCAGAAUCCGCUGCUGGACUUUCUUCAGCCAGUUCCCUAGCAGCAGGGCCCCAUGACACGGCCAUUUCGGUGGAGCCGUCGAUGCCGGAAGUACCCUCCAGCUCCGGACUGUGUUCUGCAGAUGUCGGUCUUGCAGUUGCUGCACCCGUACCUUCCGCGAUGGAUAGGAGCACCUCCGAGUCCAGUCCAGAGUUCGUGCUCAACUGCCGUGAUUGGAAGCUGCACCGCUUGCAAACGCCGGGUGCCCACGUUCUGGCUUGCGGGUCUUCCUUUCCGAAGAAAGCCACAAUGGCCGUGAACAUGAGCGUUGCCUAUCGCUCGCUCUGCCUCAAAGCCGGGUCCUACCUGGUACUCGGUUUCUGCUGCUUCGAAGAGGGCAGCCUCGCGAAAAUCACGACAAUCGUGUGCCUGCCCUGUGUGACCGAAACCGUCUGCUUGACACGCCUGCUCCCGGCUGCAGAGUCCGGCUCAAGCUGUGCCUUCAAGAACGCGCAAGAUGUCCGCUUUCCCAAAGCCGAUCUGACGGCCUUGCUGCCAGAACUCAUGCAGCAUUGUGGCCUUGUCGCCGACUCGUUGUCGGUGCCCGUGUCCUGGGCAUUGCUCGCCGAGGUGUGUGCGGCCUCCUUUCUUGCGCCCACGUCUGUCGUUUACGCGCAAAAGACGCUACCUCUCUUCACGAUGCCCUGGGCCUUUGUUUUGCACCCGGGCGCAACGCAAACCAGUGGGCUUAUGUCCACGUACGGCAAAGUGUUGCGACAGAUCGAGCUCUGGGAAAACGACUUUCAGAAGCAGCGCGCCAAAGAACGCCAUGAGGCGGCCAUGGAGCGUGCCAACGCGCGUGCCGAGGGUCCAGAGGAGGGUGCGGCCAAGCGACCUCGGUUCCAAGCUCCGCCUGAGAUGCGCAUGGGCUUUACUUCCGGCUCGGUGGACGGUGUGGUCGGCCGCAUGUCCGAGCCACAGAACCUCUCACGUGCGGCUGCGUUCCUGGUGGAGGGCUCCGUCUCCGUGUUUCUGAACUGGAUAACAGAGCAGUCCGCGGGAUCGCAAAGUCUGGUGACGCAGCUCACGGAUCGCACCGUGUGGGACAAAGUGACAGUGAAGGAUCGAACGACGGUUCUGGUGGAUGCCCCGUUCAUCGGCAUCUGCGGGGCUGUGCACAUGGAGGAGCUCAUGCGUGCCUUGGGGGAGGCGGAUCCUCUAGGACUACGGGAACGGCUGCUCGUCAUGUACGAGCACCCACGUUUCACCCGCAGUGCUGAACUGCGCGAAGCGUGCGCGCGCAUCCCCGGGCCUACCUUGCACGGUUACUUGGCCGAGUCUUUCUGGUCCCUGCAUCGCGUGCACACCCCUGCUCACAAGCUCUCUGAGUUCACAACGGACCUGAACUAUUCUUGGUUGUUCUACUCGUGGAGCCCGGAGGCUGCUUCAACUUUUUGGGAGAACUUCGACACGUGCGCUGGAGACCAGGAAGAGAAUUAUGGGCUCGAUCAGCAGGCUGCAAAGAAGGCUGGAAAGCGCAAGACGCGCCAUUUUCGUCUUGCCUUGCCCCUGCACAAUCUGCAACAGAAGGCUUGCGGUACGGAGCCGGACAGGUGGAAUCUUCGCAUAUCCUCGAAUGCAGCUCGUGCGAGUUUGCUCUUCAGUGACUACAUCGACAAGGUGUUCGAGCGCCUAGACAUUCUGCGCAAGAAGGAUGCUCCUGCGCCGCCGGCGCCCAAAGCCGUAGCGCGUGGGUCGGCUGCUGACAUCAAGGCGCUGCUCGAGAUGAACUCUGUUGACGACGUCAGUGCAGGUGUAGAUGUGCAACACCUGUUCACGGCAGCACGUGCCGUUUGCCUGUCGCAGAAGUCGCCGUGUCUUCGUGCCAGCGACGUCCACCACAUGCGCCCGGUUCGCACGCUGGACCUGUCCCCGGAAAGCUUCCAACUUCUCGGCCGGCGAACUCUGCAGCUUCUGUGUCUCUUAGGCCUCGGAUCAACAGGGUGCAGUACAAAUGCAUCCGGCACCAAAUGCCUCUGGUUCGUCAAGCGUCCCACUGAGCACCUGCGAAGCGAGGUCCUCCAGGGCUCUCUGCUUUCCUUGAGACUUUCUACCGAUGAGUAUCAAAGCCAGACGGAGCCGCAGAUCCGAGCUGCGCGAAAGGCGAAUCAGCCCGAGAUCAAAUGGAUCGAGCGCACGUGGGCAAAAAGCCGUAAUCUCAUGUCGAUCUUCCGUGAGAUGGAUAACUCAGUGCUUUUGUGCGUGGAGCUGCUGUGCUCCCCAUGUCCAUGCAUUUCUUUAUCCGCUCGCCACUUCUUCUUGUCUUUGCUCAUGUUCCUGCCGCAGCUUCUUGAGUCCACGUAUCUGGUGCGGUUGCUGCUGUCUUUCCUCUGGCCGCCCGCCCGCAUUCGACUUGCUUUGACGGCGCCAGCAGUGAACACCAGCCCUGGCGCAACGGACGUGGUUGCGCCUGAGAGUGCUGCUCGAGAUGCAAUAUGCCGGAUGCUGCGCCCUGUUUUCUUGCGUGGCCUGCGCUGCCCGACCUUCCAGCGCUUGGCCAUCCCAACACUCUCCUGGCUGUCGUCGGGCGGCUCUGUCGUUCGGCAAGCGACACGGCUUUGGAGCGCGCCUUUGGAGGAGGUUCGAGAUGCUGUGGCCUUUAUUGAGUCGCACCUGGUCGACGCAUGGCUUUUUACGGAUGUGGGGUCUGGCCAGGGCCGGGUGCGUAUCCCACCCGUGGCACUUCCGGGUUUUCCUCUCAAUGUUCCCGCAGAUGGCGCAGGCAACAUCGAUUUCUAUCUGCUCCACCUCCGCCAGGGCGACUACGACAUCCUCCUGACGUGCUGCGAGAUCGCUCUGGAAGCAUGGCACUUUGUCGACGGUGCAUCGGCGACGAAUCCUCGCGAGGUCGGCGAUACUUUCGCCGAGCACGCUGCCUUUACUGGUCCUUUUCCUGUCAGUGAUAGCGACGAGGACGAAGCCGACUAA
Messenger RNA from Symbiodinium sp. CCMP2456, 5442 nucleotides. Lineage: Eukaryota; Dinophyceae; Suessiales; Symbiodiniaceae. The record is from the annotation of a GenBank genome assembly.